UCUUACUGAAGGAGAAGUCUACAGGAGGAUACAGGCCUCAGUUGCAUAGAGGAACUCAGUUCACCCCUUCUUUUGCACUGACAUACCAGGCUGACCAACCCACACAGUCUGGCAUCUCCACUGUCCCAAAGCAGACCCUCUACCCUCAAACUACUGUGGAAUUUAAUGGCAUAAUCAUUCCUACAGUCUCUACCACCAGCAUCACCCCUGCACCAAAGACCUCCAGUCAUGUGACACGCUGCAAUGACAACCAGAAGAGUUACUGUGUGAACGGAGGGGAGUGCUUCACCCUGGAGGUCGUGCCAGGUAGCACCAAGUUUCUCUGCAGGUGCCCAAAUGAAUUUACAGGUGAUCGCUGCCAGAACUAUGUAAUGGCCAGCUUUUACAAACAUCUUGGGAUUGAAUUUAUGGAAGCCGAGGAGCUGUAUCAGAAACGUGUAUUAACAAUAACAGGAAUCUGCAUUGCACUCCUAGUGGUUGGAAUCAUGUGUGUGGUUGCCUACUGCAAAACAAAGAAACAGAGGAAGAAGUUCCAUCAUUCUCUGAGACAGAGCCUGAAAAAUGACAGGAACAACACAGCAAGCUUGGCCAAUGGACCUAAGAUUUCCAACUUGCCCCUUGAGAAUUUCCAAAAUGUCAACCAUGCAAUGGAGCAUGAGACAGAGACAUCCUUCUUCACAAGCCUGUGUGCCUCAUCAGUCACCCACGUCUCUAGCCAAAGCUGGAAUAACGGCUGGAGCAACGGUGUUCUCUCUGGCAGCGAGUCAGUCUUGGUGAUGUCUGUGGUGGAGAAUAGCCAACCUGCGACACCGAGCCAUCAGAAUCAUCUGAAUGCCUCAGGUGGCACCAGAGACCUUUAUGACACUGUACAGGACUGCAGAGACAAUCCCAGCUCCUACAGGGACUCGCUGCUCAGCGAUAGGUAUGUAUCAGCUGUGGCAGAUCCAAAUCAGCUGUCUCCGAUAACCUUGACCUCUCCAGGAACACCAGGAUCUCCUCCCUCAGAAAUGUUGGCUCCCACGUCCAGCCUGGCCACCUCUGUUCCUUCAGUGGUCGUCAGCCCCUCUGCUGAGGAGGAGCACCCUUUGCUGUUGGCCACCACACUUCAGUCACACAGCAAAUCCUCAUACGAACACCAUAACCAACUCAAGAGAAAGUCUUCUCACUAUAACCACGGCCAGGACAUCCACAGCCCACCACCCAGCCCGCCGAUCACCAUGGAGGAUGAUGAUUACCAAAUUUCAUGUGGCCAUGACACCACAGCUGCCAUGGUGCCUCCAGUGUCUCCUCAGAAUCUAUGUGUGAAACUUGACAAUAUCAGCUCCAACAACAAUGGCCACAGCGCCAAAAGACCAAUAGCCAAUGGCCACAUGGGACACAAUGUGGAGUACAAUGUUGGCAGCAUGCUAAAGAAUGAAACAGAAGAAGAGCCUUUGAGGAGUAUAACACCCUCUCUGAUUGUAGAAAACCCUACAGCCCUGUUGGUCAGGUCUAUGGACAGCAGCAGGACUAAUCCAGCAUCAUUAAAUGACAACUGGCAAGCCAGGUUGUCCUUCACAAAACCAGAUCCAGUUGCAGAGUAAAGUGAAAAAAAAAAAAAAAAAAAAAAAAAAAAAACAUUGCUUAGGAAUUUUUUUUCUUCAAGAUCCUGAAAAAAGAAUAGCUACUGUUAAACCUUUAUUUUCUAUAAAUUAAAUAUUUGAUGUGAAAAGAAUUUUAAAGAUAAAUAGAAAAAAAAUAUUUUAGUGAUGUAACGAAUGAAGACUUUUAUAAGUAAAAAUAAAGUCAAAUAAAAUAAAAUAAAAAUAAAAAUAUGUUCAAGUCAUGGAGGUGAAGUGCCAUACAGUAGUAUGUAGCAAUGGUUCACAGUAUUUCAGUGGAAAAAAAAAAUAUCAAUGGUGCCUUCCUCUUUGGUGUGCUUGAGGGAUAUGUAACAGGGCACACUGGGCCAUAUACUCAUCAUUUUAAUCCUGCAGUUAACAGUCCUACUGAUCUAAAUAACAAAUAAAAGAAUCUGUGAGUCGCUUUUAAUGUCCAGCAGUUGGAAGUGCCCACUAAAACGCUUACACCGUAGUUUGUUAGGAAAUCUUCUCUGUGUUCAAACUGCAUGUUAUCCCUGUUAAUGCUGUGAUGGGAUUCUGGAGCUUUCUAUUAACUUUUCACACCAGCCACUUCCCUCCUACACCCACAAUGGUUUAUCUGGUCUAUCAGAUGUCCUUGGCAUGUUAAUGGACUAGUCUCACUGGUACUCUUUUGGAAAUACAAUAGCGCACUCCAAAACCUGUACUGAUGGGAAAAAAAUAAACAGUUAAAGAACCAUACCAAUGAUUCUGCAUGUUUAGUGUAAUAUCU
Molecule: messenger RNA, 2352 nt
Organism: Myripristis murdjan (pinecone soldierfish)
Lineage: Eukaryota; Metazoa; Chordata; Actinopteri; Holocentriformes; Holocentridae
Gene: nrg1
Product: neuregulin 1
Exons: 9
Coding region: 372-1583 (403 amino acids)
Biological process (GO): intracellular signal transduction; animal organ development; cell differentiation
Molecular function (GO): protein tyrosine kinase activator activity; chemorepellent activity
Source: RefSeq, a predicted model, not a curated record